Messenger RNA from Hipposideros armiger (great roundleaf bat), 3141 nucleotides. RefSeq names its product KIAA1328 ortholog. NCBI's taxonomy places the organism in Eukaryota, Metazoa, Chordata, Mammalia, Chiroptera, Hipposideridae. The coding region runs from base 19 to 1992 and encodes 657 amino acids. The transcript has 10 exons. The record is from RefSeq and is a predicted model, not a curated record.
UGAGAACGAGGCGCGGCGAUGAUGGGAGGCCCGGGCUGGUCUGGGAGUGGUAGUUCCGUGGGGCACUCGUCCCUGCGACCCGGGCUAGUGCUUCGCACCACGCCUUGGGAACACAGCGACUCCUCCACCCCGACCCUCCCGCCCCGCCGGGGACGACCCUACAGGUGGGGGCGGGCCUCUGUGCCGAGCGGCCAAUGGAGACGGGGCUUGGAGGCCGGGGCGGGGCGGCCCCGUUGCUACGCCCCGAGUGGCGGUUGUUUCAAGAUGGCGGACGUGGCGGGCCCCUCCCGCCCGGGCGCGGCGGCGUUCUGGAGCCGGGACUUUUCUGAUGAAGACCAAUCAGUAGUAUAUGUUCCAGGUAUGAUUUUCUAUGUGAAUUUGAAUUUCUGUAAGGUAAGGAGUGCAUCACUGAAGGAUUUAUGUCUUGAAGACAAAAGACGCAUUGCAAAUUUAAUAAAAGAACUGGCCAGAGUAAGUGAGGAAAAGGAAGUGACAGAAGAGCGACUCAAAGCUGAGCAGGAAUCAUUUGAAAAGAAGAUCAGGCAGUUGGAAGAACAGAAUGAACUGAUCAUCAAAGAAAGGGAAGCUCUUCAGCUCCAGUAUAGAGAAUGCCAAGAACUUCUAAGUCUCUAUCAAAAAUACCUGUCAGAACAGCAGGAGAAGCUCACCAUGUCUCUCUCAGAACUUGGUGCUGCUAGAAUGCAGGAACAACAGGCAUCCAAUAGGAAAAGCAUUCUCCAGUCUUCGUCUAUGGAACUGGAUGGUUCCUACUUGAGUGUAGCCAAACCACAAACCUACUAUCAAACCGAGCAAAGGCCUAAGCCUGCAAACCAGGACUCCGUUUCAGAACCCCUUGUGGAGUUCAGGAAUAAUUCUUUCAAACCGGCAGCCUUUCAUUAUCCCAAAGAGGAUCUACACAGGGAACCAUCAGAAACCAGAACAUAUCAUUAUGUCUCCCCAGGGAAAAAACUAGUAGGUGCAGUCCCUACAGAGAAAGUUCCACCAGAGGAAUUGAAGAUGAGGGAAGGCCAACACCUUAAGCCUACUCCGUCCAGCCUGUGUUGUCACAAACUUUCUGAAAAUGCAGAUCCUGUUCAUGUUAGCCAUCCUACAGACGCGGCCCCUCAAUAUUCCGAGACACAUCGGGAAUCGUGCCGUUAUUGUGGACUUUCCUGGGCAUCUCUGAUGCAUGGCCAAGGGGCAUUGCAACCUGGUGAAACUGAUUUCAAAAAGCAGCUCUCAGAAGAUAGAAGGAAGCAACUUAUGCUUCAAAAAAUGGAACUGGAAAUUGAAAAGGAGCGCCUUCAGCACCUCCUGGCCCAGCAGGAGACAAAGCUUCUCCUCAAACAACAGCAGCUUCAUCAGUCUCGACUAGAUUACAAUUGGUUAAGAACUCAAGCUGUGUUUAAAUCAAGAGAAAUGGUUGCUGAUAAAGAACUUACUCAGCCCCAAGAGCUCAAUCUGGAUAUGAAUGGGAGUGACACUGGACCAAGUUUGUUAAAGUCAAAAUGUGAUGGCUGGCUUCUUGGAACAUCGUCAUCCAUCAAAAAGUACCAAGAGUCCUCUAACAGUGGAGAGAACAAAAGGGAGAAGACAGUUGGGUUUCAGUCACAUAGAGAAGACGAUGCCCUGUGGACAUGUCAAAAGAAAGAUACAUAUGAACCCCAAAGAGGGACAAUGACAGGAAUUAGAAAAGAUGCAUCCACAUCUCCUAUAACAACAGGAAACCAAAAGGAGCUUGCAAGCACAACCACAUCGUCAUUCCAGCAUGACACCUCCCGGUAUGAGACAUCUCUGUUGGAUCUGGUCCAGUCUCUGAGCCCAAAGUCUGCUCCCAAACCUCAGCCCCAUGCCUCCAGAGAAUCUGGGGCCUGGAAUCACAGCACUCGCCGACUCAGUCCUCUAAAAUCGACCCGGAACAAGAUGGGGGCAGGCAGGACCCCCGAAGACCUGGAGGAGAACCAGAUUCUGGAAGACAUCUUUUUCAUUUGACACCAAAGUGCUUGCUGCAAAAUUUCCAUCAGAAAUUUGUGGGUUUCUUUAUAUACUGAUCUAGGAUUUUAAAUUAUUUGAUUGCAAGUAAUUGUGUCUCUCCUUUCACAGGGACCUAUCUCACUAGCAUCCUGUUGUGUGUUGAAUAUAGAAAUCAUUUUAACAGCUCAGGGUGUUUUUGAUCAGACCAGUCAGUAGAUAACAUGUUAAGGGGGAAUAGGGGUGGAAGGCAGUAUCUUUUCUAUGCCAAGCAGAGAUGAGAAAAUCAACAUAAAAUACUUUCCGCCUGGUGGAGUCCACUGCAUAUUCAGCUUCAUUUCCAGAGCGUUUCCUUCUUAAUGUUUUGCAGGGAAAGACUGGCUUUCUUUUGUACAAGGAAAACCUAUCCACUGAAAGAUUCCUCUAAUUUAAAAGUCGCCCCUUAUACCAUAAGCAAUUUCAGAAAGACAGACCCUUUUACCUCUCCACCCUGUUCUCUCCCCACCUACCUCUAUCUAAGUGUAGUCAUUUAAAUCUGAAGUUGAAUUUGAUGCUGCAAUUAUCACAGGCAACACCGAGGGCCAAGUGUGAGUCAGGCUUAGUAGCCAUCAGCCUGGCAGCUGCUCUCCCCAUAAUCAAAGGGCCUCAGAGAGCUAGAAGGAGAGACCCACCUGACCCUUGGAAGCCAGCAUUAAAUCACACAAGAACGUGAUUAAUGGAGGCAAAAGCCUGAAACACUGCUCCUACCAUCCACCAGUUUCCCAGGAUAAAUAAGAAUAAUCUCUCGGUAUUUUUUGUUGGCCCCAUGCCUAUUGUAUUCACCCUUGUGAACAUCCCAUGAUUGUGUCUGGGAAGAUGCCACUAGAGAGAGAGUUGCAUCAGCUGCUGCAGGCUGAUAGGCUUUCCCUGGCUUGACCCGGCCCUGCAUAAGUUCUGCCCAGGGCCACUGUCCCAUGGCCCCAAAGAACCAUCUCUACGUGCCAGCUGACGCUCCGCCAUCCCAGGCAGUCUUCCCGCCAUUUCCCACGGGGCCUCACUUUCCCCUAGAGAAAGCCCGUGGAACAGGUGCACUGAGACCUCAUGCUCCCUCUGUUCUGUUCAGCAGCGCUCUUGAGAUGGGUCCUUCAGCUCACAGUGGGCUCUUGUGGCCGCUCAGACCAGUGAGCAUGU